Molecule: messenger RNA, 1192 nt
Organism: Mangifera indica (mango)
Lineage: Eukaryota; Viridiplantae; Streptophyta; Magnoliopsida; Sapindales; Anacardiaceae
Product: chromatin structure-remodeling complex protein BSH
Exons: 10
Coding region: 94-816 (240 amino acids)
Biological process (GO): chromatin remodeling; regulation of transcription by RNA polymerase II
Cellular component (GO): nuclear chromosome; nucleus
Molecular function (GO): transcription coregulator activity
Source: RefSeq, a predicted model, not a curated record
GGGCUUGGAAUUGGACUUGGGAUUUUGCAUCUCACUUUAAAUGGGUUCUAGUUUCGUCUUUCAGAAUUCAGUGGCAGAAAUUUGGGAUAGAAAAUGAAACUUCUGGCGACGUCGUCUUCCAAAGCCCCGGUCAAGUUCAGAAUGCCAACAGCUGACAACUUGGUCCCAAUUCGAUUGGACAUAGAAACCGAAGGCCAGCGUUAUAAAGAUGCUUUUACCUGGAACCCUUCUGAUCCCGAUUCUGAAGUUGUGGUGUUCGCCAAGAGAACUGUUAAAGACUUGAAACUUCCUCCUCAAUUCAUUACUCAGAUUGCUCAAUCCAUUCAGUCCCAGCUUACUGAAUUUAGAUCAUAUGAAGGCCAAGACAUGUACACUGCUGAGAAAAUUGUUCCCAUCAAGCUUGAUCUUCGAGUCAAUCAUACUCUCAUCAAGGAUCAAUUUUUGUGGGACUUGAACAAUUAUGAGAGUGACCCUGAAGAUUUUGCUAGAACCUUCUGCAAAGAUUUGGCUAUUCAAGACCCUGAAGUUGGGCCUGCAAUCGCCUUUGCAAUCCGGGAACAGCUAUAUGAGAUUGCAAUUCAGAGUGUAGCUUCAGCUAGAGAAAUUAAAAUAAGCAAGAAAGGUCGUAGGGGAGUUGAACACUUUCCAGCUAGUAAAGCUGGUGGAAAUGCACUGGACUUGAUGAAGUUAUUCAGAUACAAUUCAAGUGUAGUUAGGAAAAGAAAGGAGUGGGAUGUAUACGAGCCAAUUGUUGAUAUUUUAUCAAAUGAGGAAGUGGAUGCCCUUGAAGCUAGCGAAGAAAGAAACACCCGCUGAGCUGAGACAUCAAAAUUAGAGAAAGAGCAAAACAAAGUUGUGAAGAUCACUAAUUGAUUGGGAGCUAACUCUAUGAGAUGUUUGUUGUCAGAGAUCUUAGUCUGGGACUUGUAUGCUUUUUUCUUGGGACAGAAUGUUUGAAACCGUUAAUUGUAGGGUCUGAUUGGGGUAAUUCAACUUGCCAUCUUGUAUUUUCUUUUUACUUUGCAAAUUAAAUAGCCUGAAGGGACAAUGUUUGGCAGCAAAUAUUGUGUGCGUUGAAAUGCCUACACAUGAUGUAGAGUAUGUAUACAUUGUAUGAGUUGGAACCUUGUUGGUAUAUUGAUGAGAAAAACUGAAUUGAAUUUCGUGAAUAAGUAGAGAAAUUUGUAGUUAA